Molecule: messenger RNA, 1122 nt
Organism: Babesia bovis T2Bo
Lineage: Eukaryota; Apicomplexa; Aconoidasida; Piroplasmida; Babesiidae
Exons: 1
Coding region: 243-1085 (280 amino acids)
Source: RefSeq, a predicted model, not a curated record
AAUACAGAAGGGUCAUCACGGAUGCCUAACUGCUAUCAAACAUGUAAAUGUGCAUUGUUAAAGCCUUUGAAUGCUAUUUUUGAUGUCGCUGCCCUACUGUGUAAGGUAAUAACAUUGCACAUUUUGGGUUGAUCUAUACGUUAUUAAAACCUUCGUGACAAUCCUUUUCUCCACAUUUUUGUUAUAUUGAAGUGUGUAUGAUAAUAUAUUUAUUUUGGAAUUGUUAGUUGUUUGUCUAUACCAUGGGACAAGCCCAGAGUGUGAGCUCAAAGCGGUUUCAAGAGGAGUAUUAUUUGUUUUUUGACGAGAAACCCGAAUGUGACAAUGCACAUUUAUCACCAAAGCGUAUAUAUCCAGGUUUUGGUAAGUAUGUGGUUGAUUACAGGUCAGAAUUUGAUCCUGCUAAGGAUGUGUCUGGGAUCAAGCUCGUUCACCGAAUAGACACGCCAGAUGUGUAUAACGUUUCGACUCACGGCGAUUUUUGUGAUGAUACAGAUACACAAUCCCGUGUUCAAACAUUGAGCCCGGUUGAUAACGUUGGAGGCAUAGACGAUUUUGCCUUACACACUGUUGCGACGCCAACGGAUGAUGAUUUCUCUAUAUAUGAAUACUGUAGUCCGUCUGGACGUCGUAUACGUGGUCGUUACGAUGGUGCGGCAUUUACUGAUGGGCGUAUAACGUGGCCCGAUGGCCGUCAGUACAAUGGUCAAUUGAAGGGUUCUGUUCCUCAUGGUUUCGGUACGUAUCAUACUUCCAGAGGCAAUGAAUACACUGGUCAUUGGAGCAUGGGACUUCAACAUGGCGAAGGUUCUUACACAACCUACAAAUCUGGUUGUCGCAUUCAACGUCGUGGUGUUUGGGAUCACGGUCAACUUGUCCGUUGGCUUGAUGACGACCCUCAGGAGUACUUUAAAUCUCCUGAGCGCAAAACGAUGAUUGAACGGAUUAUGGAGCCAAAUGGUGAUACCCCCGGUAUUUCACCUGUAUCUCGCGCUACAUCUGCAGUGCCUUCUAUGGCUGUCUCUCCUAUAUCUCAUGAUCAUACGGCAGGCGCUGGUUGCUCUGGUGAGGAUCCCGGGUGUUGAUUUAUAGGUUCAUAAUCGUAUUAAAAUGUUUACAGCA